AUGGCGCAGUGGAGCAGCGUGGCCGCGAGCCUGGACCGGUGGAUUGGGCUUGGGGCAUGCCGCUGCAGCUCGCCGCUGCCACCGUUCCGGGCGGCGCUGCCGCGGCGCAGGCGUGCGGAGAGGAACGUCAGGAUCGGCUGCGCCUCCGUCCCACGGGAGCUCGGCACGGCCGCGGAGGCGGAGCUGCCGCCGGUGGUCGUCGAGGGCACCGAGGAAGAAGCUGUAGCGUGCGAAGGGUGCGACGGCACGGGGUGGAUGCUCUGCGACUUCUGCAAGGGGAAGAAGAACAACGUUAAGUCGGAGGGCACCCGGGUGUACCGCCGUUGCCCAACGUGCAAGGCGGCGGGCUUCAUCCUGUGCCCAAGAUGCAGGGUGUACAAGUGCAUCACCUUCCCGGAGAGCAACGAAUCAUGA
Molecule: messenger RNA, 414 nt
Organism: Miscanthus lutarioriparius
Lineage: Eukaryota; Viridiplantae; Streptophyta; Magnoliopsida; Poales; Poaceae
Source: the annotation of a GenBank genome assembly